This is a messenger RNA of Didymodactylos carnosus, 1722 nucleotides long. NCBI's taxonomy places the organism in Eukaryota, Metazoa, Rotifera, Eurotatoria, Philodinida, Philodinidae. The record is from the annotation of a GenBank genome assembly.
AUGUUAAGAAGUGGUUUGGCAACGUCUGAAGAUGAGGGAGUUGCUCUAACACACUUAAGAGCUGGUGAGGCUUCUAUCUCCGUAAGAAAACUUCAUGUAAAGCACAGAGGUGUCUCAUUGGGAAGAGGAUUAUUUAGUCUAUGUUGUCGACCGUUAGAAGAAGAAUUUCAAAUAUUUGAUUUUCCUCAGAACCGAUUUGCAGGAUCUCAUGAAGUUGAAAUAGGUGAACUUUCCGAUCUGAAAAAGCAUUUAAGUGAAGGUGAUAAUCAAACCACAUUCGUUGAAAUAACACGUUUUGAUGAAACACUUGCUGUAGAUAUAUUAAAUUCAUGGCUUACUAGAGAUAAACGUAAGUUAACCAAAAUUCAACGCAACGGUUGGUUAAAGCCACAAAUGUUAAAGUGUGAUACACCACUAUUUCUGUCAUUAAUCUACGAUCAAACAUUAACAUGGCAUUCAUACGACAGAACUAUUUCAAAAGAUUUUCGUUCUAUUGUACGUACUGAAGAUGCAGUACGAUACCUUUUUUGUCAGUUAUCACAACGACAUGGUACUGUGUUAUUUCAAUCUUCAAUGAAAUAUAUUAGAUUAAUCGGUGGUUUAACAGAAAACGAAUUGGAAGAUAUAUUAAGUUUAGAUGAUGAUGUUCUGAAAUCAGUAUUUGUUCAUUAUUUACCAUCUUUACUAAUUUUUCGAUUACCCGGCACACUGUGGAUUCGAAUUAAAAAUGAUAUGAAAAAAUAUUUAGUUGAGAGGGAAAUUGAUGGGUUAACAUGUAUUUAUUUCUAUCAUCGUAGCUUCCAAGAUUAUGAAUUUAAGAAUGAUCGCAUUUUUAGUAACUUAGACAGAUAUCGUCUUGAAUAUUUUUCUGAUAAAUAUCAGCAGCCCACACUUAAAGAGUAUCAGGUUGAUGAUAAACUCAAAGAGAAAUAUCGUUAUUCAUCAAGUCUAGUUCAGACAAAUCGUUGUUUAAGUGUAAUGCAACCUAUAAAAAUGAAAACUAUAAAAUAUAAUUUAAGAAGAAUUAAGCAAUUAUUAAAAGAUCCAUCGAAUGCAUCGGAAUAUACGCUUUGUGAUUAUGAAUUCAUGGUUGCAUAUUUAUAUAUAUGCAUAUAUAUAUAUUUAAUUUAUGAAUUUAAAGUUAAUUCCUUAUUAAAUAAAUGGUCAAGAAUAAGGAAAUUUAAUAAUUUCGACUUAGCAAGUUUUAUAUUAAGUUUGUAUGAGUCAGUUUAUCCGAUACUCGACCAAUAUCCGUCAAACCUUGCAUAUGAAUUAUCUAGUAGACGGGCAUCACUUAUCCAUUAUUCUACUACUCAUCAUCAUUUGCCUAUUCUAAGAACACUUUACGCACAAUGUACAGAAAAUUGUAUUUUGCAAAAUGUAUUAAAUCAUCCGCAGUCACAACCGUUACUUACACAGCAAUUUGAUAUGAUUCAUCACAUAAUUAUCUCUGACAAUUAUUUUUAUAUUUUAACUGAUACUCAAUUAUUAAAAACAUCAAUAGAUCGUUAUACAGCUGAUUCUGGAUGGCAACUUAAUUUAUCAUUAAAAAAUACAUAUAAAUCAUUCGCAUAUAGAAGUGAGCGGCGAUGUUCAUAUAUUUGCUUAUAUUCGUCCUAUAGAAUUUUAAUCUUUCGUAUCAAAAAUGAUCUAUCUUUUGCAUCAGAACAACCGGAAAUUUACUUUGAAAUGAAUAUUAGCAAUAGUGGAAUAAAUGAGUAA